Conger conger (European conger) is the source of this 1653-nucleotide messenger RNA. It is a transcript of the gene msrb3, whose product is annotated as methionine sulfoxide reductase B3. Gene Ontology annotation, cellular component: cytoplasm. NCBI's taxonomy places the organism in Eukaryota, Metazoa, Chordata, Actinopteri, Anguilliformes, Congridae. The record is from RefSeq and is a predicted model, not a curated record. Gene Ontology annotation, molecular function: peptide-methionine (R)-S-oxide reductase activity. Gene Ontology annotation, biological process: protein repair; response to oxidative stress.
ACAGGGUUGCACGACCAGUCUCGCUCGAUUUAAAACCAAGCAUUCGGCGUGUGCGCAGUUUAACGGGGCUUUGCCGAGGAAUUCCUCCGAAUCCAUUGGCGGCUCUGGGGGUCCGGCUUGCGACUUGUCUUGCUCAUAUUUGGAGAUGGCCGGAGCGGUGGAAUUUCCCAUAAUGCACCCGGCGCUCCCAAAGAAGUGCACACACAGAGCUACCGUUGUGUUUCCCGUUGCGUUGACAGCUAAUGAGGCCGAACGGAACCGCUCGCGUUACGUUUAUUUAUUUUAGUCUCUGCAUCGCUUCGCUGUCGCCCCAUAUUGCCACAGCCUGAGUGGCCAGUCAGGGUGCUGUGUGGGCGGGCCCCUCUGCAGCGAUGUCGGGGUUCAAUCUGCUCCACCUGGUGACUAAGAGCCAGCCUGCGGCACUGCGGCCCUGUGCCCUCCCCUCAGGAACGCGACAGAAGAAGAAGAACUGGCCGGUGAAGUUCGCCCCGGGGGACCUGAGGAAGCGCCUUACGCCCCUGCAGUACCAUGUGACCCAGGAGAGGGGCACCGAGAGUGCCUUCAGAGGGGAGUUCACCGAACACAAGUCCGAGGGGACGUACACCUGUGUGGUCUGCGGGGCGCCCCUGUUCAGGUCUGACACAAAGUUUGACUCUGGAUCAGGUUGGCCGUCCUUCUACGACCUGAUCAAAGCGGACUCGGUCGUCCUGACGGACGACUACUCCCACGGGAUUCACCGGGUGGAGACCACCUGCAGUCAGUGCGGGGCUCAUCUGGGACACCUGUUCGAGGACGGGCCCCGCCCCACCAGGAAACGCUACUGCAUCAACUCCGCCUCCAUGUCCUUCCAACCCAAAGACCAGGCCCCGCCCCAACCUCCCGCGGGGGCCGAGGGGGGGGCAGAGGCCCCUCCCGCCAGCAAGACUGAGCUAUGACUGUUACCGUGGCGACGCCCGGGCCCUGGAACCAGCCUCUGCCUUUCACCAAAUUACCCCGUCACAAAUACCCCAGUGUGUAAAUGCCCCGGCCAUUUCCCCCCUUUUACCCUGUAACGCCACGAGAGUCUGGAGCAGGUACCGCAGCCGAACUGCCCCAGACGAUCUUUCUGCCCCAGAGUCCAGAUACCCCUGCUUGGGGCAGGAUCGAGAGCAGAAGCUGGAAGCAUAUGCUGGCAGUAUUUCUGUGUGAGCGUAAAUAAAUUACAACUGGUCUGGGUGAUAUAUGCAAAAACACUGUAUUAUUCCUUUUUUUUGUUGCAACAAAAAAAAUAUAUAGAUAUAGAUAUAUAUAUAUAGAUAUAUUUAUAACAGAGCUCUAUGUUGAGGGUGGAAAAGAAAUAUAUAUUCUUUUUUGGCACAAUGUGUUAUUUUUGAAGUGAUAUUUGAUACUGAGAGUUUGAUGGUUUGGGUAAAACGCUAUGCAAGUGCUUCAUAAAAUAAGCACCGGGCCAAGAACAAAGCAUUCUUUCAAAUAAAAUGGAACAGAUGAUAAAUGUUUAGUCUGAACACGAAUGGAUCCUGGCUUUUAAGGGUGCUUUUUUUUCCUGCCCUUCUCGACUCGGUGCCUCUCGUACUGAAUUUAUAAUAUUACGUGUUUUGAUUCACUGAGAGUGUUGAGAAAAGAGUUAUGAUUAAAUAAAGCUUGCAAGGCUUA